CGAUCACUCCCAAGCUCUUGGCUUCCGCGCUCACCAUGAAUACCCAGCAUCCGCUGCAGGAGCAGAUGAUGUCCUCCUCGGACGGGCAGCAACAGCAGCAGCAGAUCGACUGGAACGCGGCGCUGGGCGGCGCGGGGGGAAUGGGCAUGGGCAUGGGCAUGCAGCAGCUCCCGAAUGAGCUGAUAGGGAGUAUGGGAGGUGCGGUGAUGUCCCCUCAGCAGGGAAAUAUGGACGGCAGCCAGCAGUUCAACCCGCAGAUCCUGCUCGAGCAGCAGUUCAAGCUCACGCAGCUUCAACAGCUGCAGCAGCUGCAGAACCAGAUCUUCCAGCAGCAGCUGGCGAUCAUAAGUGGACAAAAUAACCAGGCGCUGCAGGAUGCGCCGCAGGACGCGGGAACGCCGUCCGGGAGACAGACGCAGUACCAUGGGCUUCCGACACCAGGGCCGUCCAGCGAGCUGCGUCCUCAACAAGCCCCCGUCGAGUUUAUCUCCCCCAUUGUCCUCAGCGGCUACACGGACGGCCCCCCUACACCCUCGAGCACCGGCGGUGGAGGCUUCCAGGACAUGGUCCCACCCCUCCCCCUCAAUAUGGGCCACUACGAGCAUCAUCACGGGUCCCACCACGACCACGCCCUCGCGCGCGGCUCUAUGUCCGCCCCCGCGAACGUUGCUUUCCACCAGACGAACGAUCUCGACUUCGAUGUCUCCCCUCUGACGUCGCCGUGGCUUGGGCCGGGUCAUCAUGGCGGACAGCAUAAUCAGCAUCAGCUCAAUAACGGCAAUCGUAGCCAUAUGCAAGGUCAAGGGAGGGCAAGCUUGAAGCGUCCGCCUUCGCCUGGGAAUGACGACGCGAACGGCGGUGGGCCUGCGCGCAAGAAGGCGCCCUCGACGCGUCCUGCUCCGGCGCGUAGAUCUAGUGCUCAGCCGCGCGGCUCGCGCUCUACAAACUCGACGCCGCUGCUCCAUGCUGUUGCAGAGGACAGCCCCUCGCCUGUCGACCUGUCUAUGCCCCCGCCUGCGCCGCCGCCACCUUCGAACGGUUCGAAUGGCAUUCCAGAGCACCUCAUGCCUAUCACGCCGUCGAUCAUGAUGAAUAUGUCGCGCUUCGGGCUGACCGCGGCGGAUUCCAUGCCCGUCUCCGGGAGCGCUACACCGACGCAGCAGGAAGCGGCCCCUGUCGUGGACCAGGCGAAGACGAACGGAUCGUCGAAGCGGAGAGGGUCGACAGCGGGUGCAAAGCAAAGUGUUGACGUACCUGCGAAGGCGACGAGAUCGAGGUCGUCAACGAGGAAAGCUGCCUCAGGCAGCAUGUCUCCCUCCGCCCUCGUCAGCCCGGGCUUAAAAGCCAUCCUACCUGCCGGUACCUCUCAGCCCACCGCACAAUUCCCCAAAAAGUCGCACAAAGCUGCCGAGCAAAAACGGCGCGAUUCGAUGAAGACGACGAUCGAUGACCUGCGCGGGCUGCUCCCGCCCAUCCCCCUCCCCUCCGCCCUCGGCGAGCAGGGCGGCGAGCCCGGCGUGCUUCCCGGCGCCCUCCCGCCGCGCGGACCACCCAAGGCAGGCGGGGAGGGCCCGAACAAGGGCGUGAGCAAGCUGCAGCUGCUGAUUUGCAGCAAUGAGUACAUCAGGCGGUUGAAGGGGCGGGUGGCGAGGCGGGACGAGGAGAUCGAGAGGCUGAGGGCGGAGGUGAGGCGGUUGAGGAUGGGGGGUCCGUCGAGUGGGAGUGGUGCGUUUGGGGAGGAAGGCGAACUGGAUCUAGAGAGGGAUCUGGACGUUGGGGAAGAGGCGAUGACCUAUGGGUAUGCGCAACGGUCGUUGAUGGACGAGGACGGGGAGGAAGAUGGGGACAUGUGAAGAGGAGGGUGUAAGGUAUGGUAGAUAUUGGGAUGCGAUGGGGAAACUACUCGUGAAGUGACAUAGCGUAGAGCGCAGUCUGACGGUAAUUUAUGGCUAUGGUUAUUGCACGAUGUGCUUCUUGGGUUUCAACAGUUGGGGAAUGGGACAAAGCCUGCGUGAA
Messenger RNA from Schizophyllum commune H4-8, 2016 nucleotides. RefSeq lists its product as uncharacterized. The coding region runs from base 36 to 1853 and encodes 605 amino acids. NCBI's taxonomy places the organism in Eukaryota, Fungi, Basidiomycota, Agaricomycetes, Agaricales, Schizophyllaceae. The record is from RefSeq and is a predicted model, not a curated record. The transcript has 4 exons. Gene Ontology annotation, molecular function: protein dimerization activity.